AUGGAAAAUGGAGUAAUUCAAGCAUAUUAUGGAACACAGGCACGAAAAGCAUUUAAGAAUAUGCCAUCAUUUCCACGUACCAACGAAGUCAUACGAAUCGUUCAAUUGCUUGAAAAAACUGCCGUUACUCUCGAUGGUUCUAGACGUGAACUCACAUCUUGGUUAUAUCAAAAUUCAGCAUCCAUUGAAUCUACUCGUUUACUUCUCGAUGAUAUAACUAUAAGCGAGUUUGCACUUGUGUCUAUCAUACAUUCAGAGAACAUAUUUGUACUCGUACUCACAAAUAAUCAUUGGAUUGAAAUCUAUUCGGCUAAAUCACUUAAUAAUGAACCUCUCUUUAGUUUUCAUCUUCGUUCUCCAGCUCGAGUUCAUUCAACACCUAGCGGAAUAUUCUACGUUGUAACAUGCAAUGGUAUCGUAUAUUCUAUUAUUCAACAAAUCACUUCUGACGAACAAAUUCAAUUCAAUCAAACAGUCAAUAUUCAAUUGAAGAUUCAAUGUUCGAUGAUGUUUAGUUCGGUUUUAACUCUGAAUGGAUUAGAAAGUCUUAUUGUUGUUGCUGACAAUGGACAAUCGAUGGCGAUAUGGAAUAUGCAACAAACUGUCUAUAUUGAUAUAGAUGUUUCAUCUUAUGUUUCAUCAUUACAAUUGAAAACUAUCACCGGUGAACGAACAAAAAAUUUAUUAUUACUAUAUUUCAAUGAUAAAAGUCUUAUUUCAUGUCAAGUAAAUCUUGAUAAAUCAAAUGAUAAAGGUUCUCUUCGGCUGACUUCAUUCGAUCGAGCUGAUAAAUUUUGUCUCAAAAGUUACUGUCUUGCUGCCUACAACAAUGGCAAAACUGAGUUUAAUUUGCACAAUAUUCAUUCACAUACAUGUUAUGAACCGAUUCAACUGGAUAAUGAAUGUCAAGAAUUAUGCUUGAAUGAAACUGCAACUUAUGAUUUUGCACUAGUUAAACCUCGAGUUUUAUUCAUGUAUCGAAUUAAUGAUUAUCGACAAUUGGCAAAAUUAUUUGUCUAUGAUUUUGUCUCGCUCAUCAUAACCGAUAAAGAAUUUCUCGUGUUAGCUAUGAAUGAUCGACGUCUACUAACACUAAUGAUUGUCGAUCCUGAUGAUUCUACGUUGCAGACAAGAAUACAAUCAUUACCGAGCAGAAGUCUUCAGCGUAUAAGCAAAUCUGCAACCACAAAACUUCUUCAACAUAUAGAGAAAUGUGCCAAUAUGAUUUCAAGCGACGAAGACGACUCUGACUUUGAAGAAGACAAUACCGAAGUUAAUAAUCAUCCUACAAGCAAGAAAGAUAACAAAACUACUAUACAAAAACUUGUACAAUCUACUCGCCUAUUUCGUUUUGUUACUCGAUUGAAUGGUCGACAUUCACUUUCGAAGAUGAGUAACGAUGAAGAUAUACGAUCGAAACUUAUGGCUAUAUUAUUGAACAACGCAGAUUCGUUCGAUAUUGCGACAAUUGCAGAUGAUUCUGACAUUGAAACUCAUGAUGAUGAUAACGAUGUAGAAUCUUCCGGUCUUGUUAUUGAAAGUGACAAAAAACAACAACAAUAUGUCGACGUUGACUUGAACGAUAUUCGUCAAAAGACAUUAGAAUACGAUCGAAAACAACUCAAAGGAGUUCAGUUCGCCAAUGCGGGUGAUAGAAAUUUAAAGUUGUGA
Molecule: messenger RNA, 1671 nt
Organism: Rotaria sp. Silwood1
Lineage: Eukaryota; Metazoa; Rotifera; Eurotatoria; Philodinida; Philodinidae
Source: the annotation of a GenBank genome assembly